AAAUCCAAUCUAUUUAUUAUUGUCACUUUCAAAAUACAAAACCAACCAAACAAAACAGGUAAAAUAAUAGGUGGUACCAUUUGAAGGAAAGAUACAAUAAAUGAAUAAAUGAUAUAUAAGGAUGCUGCAUCAGGUUCUGCCACUUAAAAGAUCUUACAUUGUCAAAACACAAAAUCAUCAAACACUUAAAACUGUAUUUUUAGAUCCACAAUCUAGAAUUUAUUUUGGUCAGAAACCAUAUAGUUUUGUGGUAUGACAAAGCAUGACAGAUUAGAUGUCUUCAAAAAACUUGGGUUCCAGGUAUGCUAACAACACAUACUUUUUUUUUUUUUUUUUUUUGAGAUGGAGUCUCGCUCUGUCGCCCAGGCUGGAGUGCAGUGGCGCAAUCUCGGCUCACUGCAAGCUCCGCCUCCCGGGUUCACGCCAUUCUCCUGCCUCAGCCUCUCCGAGUAGCUGGGACUACAGGCGCCCGCCACCACGCCCGGCUAAUGUUUUUUGUAUUUUUAGUAGAGAUGGGGUUUCACCGUGGUCUCGAUCUCCUGCCCUCAUGAUCCGCCCGCCUCGGCCUCCCAAAGUGCUGGGAUUACAAGCGUGAGCCACCGUGCCCGGCAACACAUACAUUUUCUAUUAUUCCCUGUACCCCUUAUACCCAGCCUGUUGGAGGAAACUAAGAUUAAAUAUGUAAAAAGGCAUAAAGGCUGAAGCCUCUCAACGAAGCUUUUAAACUGAAUUUUUAAAUUUCCUUAAAGCCCAACAGAGGGCUCCCAUCCUUCAUUAAAAACAACAAUUAGGCUGCGUCAUUAAAUUCUCCUUCUGGCCUAUUUACCUCCUCUGAAGAAUUUUUUGUCUCUUUGUACUAUCUAAUGGGAAAAAUUGGCAAAUUGGCAUGAAGAAUAUUGUGAACUCAAAAACCCCGUCUUAUAUCCAAGGCUUACUAAUUUUGAGGUUUUUUUUUUUUUUUUUUUUGAGAUGGAAUCUUGCUCUGUCACUCAGACUGGAGGGCAGUGGCACGACCUCGGCCCACAGCAAUCUCCACCUCCCAGGUUCAAGUGAUUCUCCCACCUCAGCCUCCCGAGUAGCUGGGAUUACAGGCACCCGCCGCCACACCCAGCUGAUUUUUGUAUUUUUGUAGAGACGGGGUUUCACCAUGUUGGCUAGGCUGAUCUUGAACUCCUGACCUCAGGUGAUCCGCCCGCCUCAGCCUCCCAAAGUGCUGGGAUUACACAUGCGAACCACAGCACCCAGCCAAUUUUGAGCUUUUUCUAUGUGCUCUUUCUCAUUUAUCAUUACCUGGAAAGUUUGAGGUACUUAUUCUUAGCAUAAUAAAUGUUCUUUUUUCUUCAAGACUCAGACUAGAGAAACACAGCUGAAUAUUCUAAAUUCAAUGAAAUCAACUCUUUAAAAUCAUUACAUGUGGUCUGAAUCCAAAUCAGACAAGAUCUAAAGAAAAUCAAAAAGUGCAUAAUUAUCUUUAAGUCUUCUUGGGUUUGUACGUGUGUUAACAAUGGGGAAAUGAGAGUGGCUUCUGGUGCUCUGGGGUGAGCUAUGCCCGGCUGCAGGGAUGGCGGGGAGAAGGAAGCUCAUCGCAGUGAUCGGAGACGAGGACACGGUGACUGGUUUCCUGCUGGGUGGCAUAGGGGAGCUUAACAAGAACUGCCACCCCUAUUUCCUGGUGGUGGAGAAGGAUACGACCAUCAAUGAAAUCGAAGACACUUUCCGGCAAUUUCUAAACCGGGAUGACAUUGGCAUCAUCCUCAUCAACCAGUACAUCGCAGAGAUGGUGCAGCAUGCCCUGGACACCCACCAGCACUCUAUCCCUACAGUACUGGAGAUCCCCUCCAAGAAGCACCCAUAUGAGGCCGCCAAGGACUCCAUCCUGCGCAGGGCCAGGGGCAUGUUCACUACCAAAGACCUGUGCUAGGGUCUUCGUGUGAGGACUCCUCACAGCCCUCAGCCAUUCCCUCAUUUCCAGCCCUCUCCCCAGGCUUGCCAUCAGCCUUCUUUACAUUUUGAGCCUCUAAUUUCCAAGUCCCUGCCCCUUCCCACUCCAUUAAGAGGCUAGGUGAGGCGCUUCUAGGUUGCUGGGGCUCUGCUGUUAAAAUCAAGGCUGGUUAAGGAACACGAAGCCUGACCAUCUCUCUCCACUACCUCUUCCCUGUGCUGUUACACAGUGUCAUUGUUGAUGUUAAAUUAAAGUCAUAUUCUUGCUUCUCUCCAAAAGAAAAAGAA
This is a messenger RNA of Symphalangus syndactylus (siamang), 2229 nucleotides long. RefSeq names its product V-type proton ATPase subunit F. Gene Ontology annotation, biological process: proton transmembrane transport. Gene Ontology annotation, molecular function: proton-transporting ATPase activity, rotational mechanism. Lineage: Eukaryota; Metazoa; Chordata; Mammalia; Primates; Hylobatidae. The record is from RefSeq and is a predicted model, not a curated record. Gene Ontology annotation, cellular component: membrane; proton-transporting V-type ATPase, V1 domain.